GCGAACUGGCUUCCUCCUGGCCACUCGCGGGGGUGAGGGGAAGCCGGAGGAGUCCGGGAGGAAGCUGAGGCUAGCGCUGGAGGCGGAGGCGGAGGUGGAGGCGGUUCCCGUCGGCCUCCGGCGGGACUGAGCGUCAAGAGGCCGGAAGGCGGGCGCCCGGCGGGAGCAUAUUUAAUGAAAAGUUUCAUAGACUGAAAACUAAACAUGAGGGUAGCAGGUGCUGCAAAGUUGAUAGUAGCCGUGGCAGUGUUUUUACUGACAUUUUAUGUUAUAUCUCAAGUAUUUGAAAUAAAAAUGGAUACAAGUUUAGGAAAUCUCUUUGCAAGGUCAGCAUUGGACACAGCUGCACGUUCUACGAAGCCUCCCAGAUAUAAAUGUGGUAUCUCAAAAGCUUGCCCUGAGAAACAUUUUGCUUUUAAAAUGGCAAGUGGAGCAGCCAAUGUGGUGGGACCCAAAAUCUGCUUGGAAGACAAUGUUUUGAUGAGUGGUGUGAAGAAUAAUGUUGGAAGAGGGAUCAAUGUUGCCUUGGCAAAUGGAAAAACAGGAGAAGUGUUAGACACUAAGUAUUUUGACAUGUGGGGAGGAGAUGUGGCACCAUUUAUUGAGUUUCUGAAGGCCAUACAAGAUGGAACAAUAGUCUUGAUGGGAACAUAUGACGAUGGAGCAACCAAACUCAAUGAUGAGGCACGGCGGCUUAUUUCUGAAUUGGGAAGCACGUCUAUUAAUACUCUUGGUUUUAGAGACAACUGGGUCUUCUGUGGUGGGAAGGGCAUUAAGACAAAAAGUCCUUUUGAACAGCACAUAAAGAACAAUAAGGAUACAAAUAAAUACGAAGGAUGGCCUGAAGUUGUAGAAAUGGAAGGAUGCAUCCCCCAGAAACAAGACUGAAGAAAAUAUGGAAAAACAGAAGGAAGCGCACUUUCAAUAUUAAUGGGAGACUCAUAAAGAAGAAACUACGUGUAAAUAUUUUAAGAGCAUGCAUCCAUCUUGGUGUGUGCAUGAGCAUUAUCUCUUUUGAUAUCAGGAUUAUUUAUUGCUAACGUAAAUAGCUAUCUUUGUAAAUAGUCCUAAUGGGCAAAUCACUGUACCAUUUUUAAGCACAUUUCCUUAAAAGUACAAAUGUUUAGACUGCUAUGGUAAUGACAUACAUCAAUUCUAAAAGCAUACUCAGUGGAUUACUGAUCAGAUUUGUGAAAAACAUUGAUAUAUAAGGUUGCUGUGAAAAUCAGUCAUGGAAUAUGGCUUUUAUGGAGGAGAUUUUGUUUAUAUGUAUAGAUAUAUAUCUGGCCUUGUGAUGACAUUAUCUUUUAAAGUCAAAAAAUAUUUAGCUAGCCAUAUGUGUAAUGUCACCUUAUAAUCCAUUUCUCCUGAUGUACCUCUUUUCUUUAUUUUCCCUUCCAAAGAAACCAAGAAAUAAAAUGUUGGAUACAAAAACUUAUGUCAGAUUUGUGAAAAGCACAACAAAUUCUUUAAUGCACACAGCAAAAAGUCAAUAUAUAAAUGUAGGUGUCCUUUAGGACUACAGCUUCUGAAUUAUGUGGUAGUGGUGUCAAUAAUUUGAUCUUGUAUAAGCUAUUUAGAAUGAAGCUGGAGGUAGAAAUUCCACAGAGUUGGAGAACCAGGCCAAGUCCCCUCCCUGACCUAAUCAGGUCAUUUAGGACAACUAAAAACAGUAUAUUUAGAGCAAUACAGGUAUAUAUUUUCCUUAUUUGUUAUUGGCAUUGACUAAAUGAUUUGAAAAGAGCUAUGCUUUAAUAUCAUGACACUUGAUUUAUAAGCUGAUAAAUUAAUUUUCUAUUUACUUCAUCUAACUUCUUAAUGGCAAUUAUUGCCCAAAGCUUUAGUGGCAUAUUUAGAAAAGUCCAAUUACUGAGUAGACUAAUAACAUUUUUUAAAUAAUUUUAUUUGACCCAAAAUGACUUCAUUCCCAAUUCUAUAUAGAAAAUAAGAGAUCUAACUUUUUCCUUAAGAUGUUUACAAAAUUACUUAGUUUUGUUUUAUUUUGCUUUAGUUUUUCUAGGACAUUAAAUUCCUGWUAUAUAUGAAGUAUCUUAAGCUGGAACAUAAACAAAUUUAAUAAUCCAAACUGCCUUUCACAGUAUAAGUCAGCCCUAAAAUAUUUUGAACCUAAAUGGCUUGUAUAAAAAUAACCUAUAAGCAGUAUUUGUUAUUUUGCUGUAAGUUGGAUGCCUUUCAGAUAUUUCGUAAAUAUUAAUAACCUUUGGGGUAUAGUAUCUUCCCUUAAACUGAAUGUAAUUCAUAAGUAAAUGCACCUUAUAUGUUUAAACAAUUUUUGUAAACUUUUUAGAUUUUUGGUGCUUAUAUAUUCAAUCACAUGCAGCAUGUAUAUUUUGACAUUUAAAAUACUUCCCUUGAUUCUGUAAAUUAAAAGAAUAGCUAUUUUACAGUUCCAGGGAUUGUACAAUAAAUGUUACAUUUUUUUUAAAUAAUGAAAAUAAAUACAUCUUGUUUUACACAUGAAUUUUUUUAUUAUCUGAAAAAGUAAUAUACUAUGAGACUUCAAUUGAGAUUUUUUUAAGUAUUUAUUGUACUGUUUAACAUGCAAAUAAAUCAGUGCUGUGGUUAAAAAGCAGAGGAUAUAUCAUAACAUAUAUAGAAUUUAUAUAUCUAGACCCCAGGACACCCCUUUGAUUUUAAAGAUUGUAGAAGGAUGGCGUUUGCAGGUGCAUUGAGAUGUCGAGAGAUGGGGUUAGGAUUAGUUAUGUAACUAACUGCUUUGGUGCAGUAUGUUUUUGUUUGAAUUCUGUCUUGUAUAGAUUGUGCCAACUUAACUUUGGAAGCAAUAAUUUUACUAUAUUUUAUUUCCAGAUCUCUUUAAAGUCAGCAUUAUAAGUGAAACAAUGCUCAUUUAACAUUAAUAAUUUUCUUUAUUGAAGUAGAAAUUUGAUGUUGACAAUCCAGUAGUUUACAUGGUAUUUAAGGGCUUGUGGAUACAUAUUUUUUAUUUGUAACCACAGAUGCUUUCCUAGAACACAUGUAUUAUUAUAUGAAUGUUAAAAUAGAGUAAAAAAAGUAGAAAAUAAGUAGUAUUUGGAAAAUUAAAGAAAAAUCGAGCCAGUCUUCAUAUUCCUGACUUUAAU
This is a messenger RNA of Urocitellus parryii (Arctic ground squirrel), 3101 nucleotides long. RefSeq names its product FAM3 metabolism regulating signaling molecule C (gene Fam3c). Lineage: Eukaryota; Metazoa; Chordata; Mammalia; Rodentia; Sciuridae. The record is from RefSeq and is a predicted model, not a curated record.